UUCUCCUAAAGUGAAAGUGUUUCUCUUUCAGCUGAGACGCCGUUAUGUUGCUGUUGGGAGAAAAUAAUAAUAAAAACUCCAACUCCAGGCAGAACCGGUGAGAUUAAUGAAGCCCAGCAUGGAGUGCUGAGUAAAAGAGUGUAAUUCAUUCAGUCCAAGAGAUCAGCAUCUUCAGGAAUCAGCAGUGAGUCCAUGAGCUGUGUGUCCAUACACUAAUAUUCAAAAAUGGAGAGCCGUGAUCUGGACACAGAUAAUGUGACCCCACCCUCAGAAAAGUGUAAACUCCAGAUGAAGAGAUCAGACUCACCACAACCCAGCUGUGUCUCCAUGAAGAGUGACUGGUCUAUGGGUCUUCCUUUGCUAUUUAACAGUGGAAACCCCUCAUCUGUCCACAGUGAUUUACAGAAGGCAGGAGACAGAAGAGAAAAGAUCUUCAUCACAGAUACAGGACACGCCCCAGAAUCUGCUGCUGGAAAUGAAGUCCAGAAAAAGUUCAAAUUAAAUCUGAUGAAGAAGUUUCAGUGUUUAAAGGGAGUGAUGAUAAAGCAGGAAAACCGAGUGCUCCUGAAUGAGAUCUACACAGAGCUCUACAUCACAGAGGGAGACAGUGGAGAUGUCAAUAAAGAACAUGAGGUGAGACAGAUCGAGGCAGCGUCCAGGAGAAAAACAACAGAGGAAACACCAAUCAAAUGCAAUGACAUUUUUAAGCCCUUAUCUGAAGAAGACAAACCCAUCAGAACUGUCGUGACAAAGGGCGUGGCUGGUAUCGGAAAAACAGUCUCUGUGCAGAAGUUCAUUGUGGACUGGGCUGAAGGGAAAGCAAAUCAGGACGUCCCCCUCAUAUUUCCACUUCCUUUCAGAGAUCUGAAUCUGAUGGAGGACCAAAAACUGAGUCUGAUGGAGCUCCUUCAUGUCUGUUUUAAUGAAACCAAAGAAACAGAAAUGUCCAGGUUGGAAAAGGUUCUGUUCAUUUUUGAUGGAUUGGACGAGUGUCGUUUCCCUCUGGAUUUCCAGAACACAGUGAGUGUGUGUGAUGUAACUGAAUCAGCAUCAGUGCAUGUGCUGCUGAUAAACCUGAUCAAAGGGAAUCUGCUUCCCUCUGCUCUCAUCUGGAUCACCUCCCGACCAGCAGCAGCUGAUCAAAUCCCCUCUGAGUAUGUCCAUCGAGUCACAGAGGUACGAGGGUUCAAUGACCCCCAGAAGGAGGAGUACUUCAGGAAGAGGGUCAGUGAUCAGAGCCUGGCCGAGAACAUCAUCACACACCUGAAGUCAUUAAGAAGUCUCUACAUCAUGUGUCACAUCCCAGUCUUCUGCUGGAUUUCAGCCGCUGUUCUUGAGAGAAUGUUGGGUGAAGCAGAGAGUGGAGAGAUCCCCAAGACUCUGACUCAAAUGUACACACACUUCCUCAUCAUUCAGACAAACAUCAUCAAAGAAAAGUACUCAAAGAAGCAGGAGAGUGAUGAAGAAAUGCUUCUCAAACUGGGAAAACUGGCUUUUCAGCAGCUGGAGAAAGGCAACCUGAUCUUCUAUGAAGAAGACCUGAGAGAGUGUGGCGUUGAUGUGAGAGAAGCAGCAGUGUACUCAGGUGUGUGUACGCAGAUCUUCAGAGAGGAGGUUGGGCUUCACCAGAGUAAAGUGUACUGCUUUGUUCAUCUGAGCGUUCAGGAACAUCUCGCAGCUCUGUAUGUGCAUCUGACCUUCAUGAAGGAAAAGAGAAAUGUUCUUGAUCAGGAUGAGUUCAGUUAUUUGUAUUUUUGGUCCUUUAAGACAAUUUCAGAUGUACACAGGAGUGCUGUAGAUCAGACCUUAAAAAGUCAGACUGGACAUCUGGAUCUGUUCCUCCGCUUUCUUCUGGGUCUCUCACUGGAGUUCAAUCAGAAACUUUUAUGUGCCUUAGUAACACAGACAGGAAGUGGCUCCCAGAGCAAAGAGGAAACAGUUCAGUACAUUAAAGAGAAGAUUAGUGAAGAUCUUCCUGCAGAAAAAUCCAUCAAUCUGUUCCACUGUCUGAAUGAACUGGGUGACGAUUCUCUUGUGGAGGAAAUCCAAUGCUACCUGAAAUCUGGAAAACAAAGUAAACUUUCUCCUUCACAGUGGUCUGCUCUGGCAUUUGUGUUACUGACUUCAGCACAGGAGCUGGAGGAGUUUGAUCUGAGUAAAUAUACCAGUACAGAGAAGAUACCAGAUGAGGUUCUUGUGAAGGUGAUGCCUGUGAUUGCAGCAUCCAGAAAAGCAAUUAUCAGUUGUGAGACAAUUAAAUGGGGAAGCGCUGAAGCUCUGGUCUCAGUGCUCAACUCAGAAACCUCCAGUCUGAGAAAACUGCAUCUGACUGUGAAGACACUGGAUCUGUCUUGGAAUAAACUAGAAGACUCAGGAGUGAAGCGUCUCUGUGCUGUACUGGAGAAUCCUCACUGUAAAGUGGAGACACUGAGGUUGUGGGGUUGUGGUGUCUCAGAUGAAGGCUGUGCUGCUCUGAGUUCAGCUCUGAGAUCAAACCCCUCACACCUGAGAGAACUGGAUCUGACUGAUAAUAAUCUGGGAGACUCAGGAGUGAAGCGUCUCUGUGCUGUACUGGAGAAUCCUCACUGUAAACUGGAGACACUGGGGUUGCGGGGUUGUGGUGUCUCAGAUGAAGGCUGUGCUGCUCUGAGUUCAGCUCUGAGAUCAAACCCCUCACACCUGAGACAACUGGAUCUGUCUAUUAAUAAUCUGGGAGACUCAGGAGUGAAGCGUCUCUGUGCUGGACUGGAGAAUCCUCACUGUAAACUGGAGAUACUGGGGUUGUACAAUUGUGGUGUCUCAGAUGAAGGCUGUGCUGCUCUGAGUUCAGCUCUGAGAUCAAACCCCUCACACCUGAGACACCUGGAUCUGUCUGAUAAUAAAAUCGGAGACUCAGGAGAGAAGCUGCUCUCUGCUCUUAAGGAUGAUAAACAUUAUAAAACUACAGACACUCUGUUGGUGAUGAACAUCUGUGUGUGUGAUGAAGACUCUGGUGUUCCUGCAUUUCCAUGUUGGGGAGCAGACAGCACAUUCAUAAACACGUCAGUCAUUUAGUUCUAACAAAUGAAAGAGACUCGGAGACGUGGCCAGUGUGUGUUCAUGGUGCACAGUGAAUCAGACUGCACACAAUUCUACACUGAAUGUGGAACAACUUGUGAUCUGCAUGAAACUGCCUGGACCUCAGUCCCUUAAAAACCCUGAAAGAGCAGGUGAAAAAGCACAGGGACUCGAGCUGAACCCAGUCAGUGGAAGAGGGAGCUGAAAUGGACAGGAACAGUUUCAGGACAUUGGUGGGAUUCUCACCUGACAGGAUCGGCAUUUGGGGAGUUAAUCUGAGGAAGCCCUGAGGAGACUCUCUGCAAGGCACGUUUAUCACUUUGUCCUUCAGUUGGUAUUUAAUAUACACUCACUGAGCACUUUAUUAGGAACACCUGGAUGGAUAUGCCUUGUCGACGAGAGGGUUCACCAGAGAACGGCCAGACUGGUUUGAGCUGACAGAAAGGCUACAGUAACUCAGAUAACCACUCUGUACAAUUGUGGUGAGCAGAAAAGCAUCUCAAAAUGCACAACACACUGAACACUGAGGUGGAUGACCACAUCGGGUUCCACUUCUGUCAGCCAAGAACAGAAAGCUGAGGCUGCAGUGGGCACAGGAUCACCACAACUGGACAGGUGAAGAGUGAAAAAACGUAGCCUGGUCUGAUGAACCUCGAUUUCUGCUGAGGCUCACAGAUGGUGGCGUCAGAAUUUGGCACCAACAGCAUGAAUUAGUGUUCCUAAUAAUGUGCUCUGUGACUGUAGAUUCGAUCUUUUUGUUACAGGGUCAGACCAAAGCUGUUCAUUUUUGUUCUGUUCUAAAGUUUUUUUUUUUCCUCUAGAUUUUGGAGAAUUAAAUAUAUAAAUACAGUGUGAUUAUUUUCUGUUGUAUAAAAUUAGCUUCUGUAUUUAAAUUAUUUUUUUUUUAUCAAAAAAAGCCAACAAUUAUUGAAAAUAAAUCUGUGCAUCACAUGGGUGUUAGUACUCGGACAUAAAAAUGGAUUUCCAUCAAAAUCAAAUUGUAAAAGUUUCAUUUUCAGCAUCUGUGUAAUUUCUGAUUUAUUGUAAGUGUAAAUACUUUGUCAUUG
Molecule: messenger RNA, 4124 nt
Organism: Neoarius graeffei (lesser salmon catfish)
Lineage: Eukaryota; Metazoa; Chordata; Actinopteri; Siluriformes; Ariidae
Product: NACHT, LRR and PYD domains-containing protein 3-like
Exons: 10
Coding region: 226-3054 (942 amino acids)
Molecular function (GO): protein binding
Source: RefSeq, a predicted model, not a curated record